Molecule: messenger RNA, 720 nt
Organism: Stylonychia lemnae
Lineage: Eukaryota; Ciliophora; Spirotrichea; Sporadotrichida; Oxytrichidae
Source: the annotation of a GenBank genome assembly
AUGGGAGAUGACAUAAGGCAGGCCAUAUAGUAUUUCAUGAAUCUUUAGAUUUUCUUAGGCAUCGAAAAACUUUUUGUGAUAGUUCAUAAAUCUCCAUAUACAUGGUCGUAGUGUCUUUAAGUGAAAGAGUCAUGGACAGAACUCCAAAACUCUUACAGAUGGAUAACUUUUUAUAACGUUGCAGAUGCCAUUGUUUCUUAUGCCAGUAACUUAUUCUUUAAUGCAGCUGACAUCGGAGAAGAGAUCUACUGGAUACUAAUAUACUAUGUUUUUGAGGACUAUGAGGGAAUAGGCAAGAUGAUUGCAAAACUUACGAGUGAUAUUUUUAUUAACAGUCCCUUUAGAAAUUCUUUCAACUACAGGAACUCUCAGUUUAUCAAGUAUAGAAUAUACAGAGAAAAUAUUGGUGACAAUGCCGACUAAGUUCAGGGUAGACUUUAAAGUUCCCUAGAUGACAAAAAUUCAUAGUACUCAGGAGACUUGGACUAAAAAUAUAAAAUCAAACUUAGGCAGAAAAUUACUGAAGAAACUUUAGAAUACAUGAUAGAUGCUUUAAACAAUUGCGUUUAAAACAAGAAAUUCUAGAACAUGUCUAUUAGAGAAGAGUUCCUUGAUAAGGCUGAAGAAUUAAUUUAAACUAGCACCUUAUCGUCUAAAAAUAACGAAUAAAAGCAGAAAUUUUACGAUGAAAUUAACCUAAUAUUAUUUAACUAUUGUUGA